Molecule: messenger RNA, 2119 nt
Organism: Boeremia exigua
Lineage: Eukaryota; Fungi; Ascomycota; Dothideomycetes; Pleosporales; Didymellaceae
Product: Alpha/Beta hydrolase protein
Exons: 2
Coding region: 322-1881 (519 amino acids)
Source: RefSeq, a predicted model, not a curated record
CCUAAACUUCUUUAUAAAUCCAACAUUGCACUGCAUUGUGGUCGCGUCGUUGUGGCAAUUUCCCUCACACUUUUCCGCAUAAACCAGCACGGUCGCAGGCUAGGUCGGCCCGGUUCAGGCCCGGUGGCUGACCUUCCUCUUCUCGUGCCGCGGUCAAGCUCAAUGUGGAUCGAACACCGCGAUUUCGAUGGAUUUUCGAUGAAGCCGCUCGCAAGCCUGAUGUCGAUCCGCCGCCUCCAUAGGGGCGGUGGAUCAACAAAAGGCUGAGCACCUCCACGAUGAGGGCCUCAGUGCAUUUCUCAAUUGUCCUUCGAUUUCAAGAUGGCUCUCGUUAUCGCCGCACUGUUAGGCUUCGCCCAAUUGCCAAUUGCGCAUGCUGUUGACUCGCUGAAAAUCGAGACGACGUCUGGCACAGUGCAGGGUGCGGUUGAUUCAAUUACACCAAAUGUUGCUCACUUCCUUGGAGUGCCCUUCGCUGAGCAGCCCCUGGGAAAGCGUCGUUGGUUGCCAGCGAUCCCAAAGACGAAAGAGAAUGGAACACUUGAUGCCAGCAACUUUGGUCCUGCCUGUCCCCAGUUUGAAGGCAACACGGACAAUGUUUGGCUCACCGACGCGCCUGAAUUCGUCAUCACACCAAGGAACUAUACCGGCGAAGACUGUCUGACUGUCAACGUAUGGGCGCCAUGGAAGAAGGACGGCGAUCAAGGCAACUGCACGGAAGAAGUCUAUGAGACCGAGGAGAAGCUGCCUGUCCUUGCGUGGAUCCAUGGCGGCUCUUUCCAGACGGGUGCCUCCACUGUGCCUUACCAAGAUCCCAGCCGAUGGAUCCAAAGGAGCGGAAAGCACAUUGUUGUUGGCAUACAAUAUCGCCUGGGCAUCUUUGGACAGCCCAAUGCGGCAGGCCUUGCAGAUGAUGAGCAGAACCUUGGACUGCUUGACCAGCGUUUAGCACUAGAGUGGAUUCGUGACAACAUCGCCAACUUUGGUGGUGAUCCAGAACGCAUCACUCUCUGGGGACAAUCUGCGGGUGCUGUCUCUGUCGACAACUACAACUUCGCCUACCCUGAGGAUCCAAUUGUCUCCUCUCUGAUUAUGCACUCUGGAACAUCAUUCCUGGACCUCACCUCUAGGGACCCAGAUCACACCAACUUCACAUCUGUCGCCACUUCCCUGGGCUGUGGUAGCUUGAAUGGCACAGCUGAAAUUGAAUGUCUCCGAAACGUGCCCUUCAGGGAGAUCAUCUCCUUCCUCAAGACCCGCUCCGAUAACGGCACAACCCCCGGCCUAACAUUCAACCCAAUCAUCGACAACCGCACUAGGUUCAGCAACUACACUGCGCGCGCUCUUGCUGGGAACUACACCCGCAAGCCCGCCAUCAUGGGUACCACCGUGGACGAAGGCACUCCCUUCCUGCCCUACAACCGUACCUACGGCCCCGAUCCAGCGGCCGCCGACUCCAUCACUCUGGGCUUCUUCCUCUGCCCGACCGUGCAGACAACGCACGACAGGUUCGCCUCCAACUCUACCUCAUUCCGCUACCUGUACGCCGGAAACUUCUCCAACAUUGCUCCGCAGCCGUGGGAGGGUGCGUACCACCAGUCUGACUUGCCACUUGUUUUCGGCACGCACAACAUUGCCCGCAGCAACUCUACGGCUCUUGAGUUCGCUGUGAGCGAGGCAAUGCAGGACUACUGGGUUGCGUUCGCGGAGGACCCGGUGAACGGGUUAUCCAAGGCGGGCUGGGAGGCGUAUGAGCCGACUGGUGAGGCGGUGUUGUUCGGGUACAAGAACCAGGCGGUGCAGCCGAUUAAGGAGGCUGAUUUGGAGGCACCGUGCAACGGGUUGGUGCCAAAUGGACUUCCUAAGCCACCAACAUUUUAGAGAUGGGGUGAAGGAUGCCAAUUUACGUAAUGUUAUUGUGAUGAUAGAUGACAGAUGACCGUUGGUAAUGAGUCGUAUAAGGAUGAAUAGAUGACGGUGUCAACAAACUAGCGUCCUGUGUCCAAAACCUUACCAGUGCUAACCCCUGAGUGUACCAGCUCCUGAUCAUUUUUCUGACACUAGGAUUAGAUAGUUCUCAGUAGGUGUUCAGCUGCUUUGUCAAGCCCAGCUCUUGUCA